Molecule: messenger RNA, 1791 nt
Organism: Chrysochloris asiatica (Cape golden mole)
Lineage: Eukaryota; Metazoa; Chordata; Mammalia; Afrosoricida; Chrysochloridae
Gene: VPS33A
Product: vacuolar protein sorting 33 homolog A (S. cerevisiae)
Exons: 13
Coding region: 1-1791 (596 amino acids)
Biological process (GO): intracellular protein transport; vesicle-mediated transport
Cellular component (GO): CORVET complex; lysosome
Source: RefSeq, a predicted model, not a curated record
AUGGCGGCGCACCUAUCCUACGGGCGAGUGAACCUGAAUGUCCUGCGGGAGGCUGUGCGUCGCGAGCUCCGGGAGUUCCUGGACAAGUGCGCGGGCAGCAAGGCAAUUGUUUGGGAUGAGUACCUAACAGGACCAUUUGGGCUGAUUGCACAGUACUCACUUCUGAAGGAACAUGAAGUGGAAAAAAUGUUCACUCUUAAAGGAAGCCGUUUGCCAGCAGCUGAUGUCAAGAAUAUUAUAUUUUUUGUCAGACCCAGGCUAGAAUUGAUGGAUAUAAUUGCGGAAAAUGUGCUCAGUGAAGACAGACGUGGACCAGCGCGAGAUUUCCACAUUUUGUUUGUGCCACGCCGCAGCUUACUGUGUGAGCAGCGGUUAAAGGAUCUGGGUGUCUUAGGAUCCUUCAUUCACAGGGAGGAAUACAGCCUCGAUCUCAUCCCCUUUGACGGGGAUCUCUUGUCAAUGGAAUCUGAGAGCGCAUUCAGGGAGUGCUACCUGGAGAGCGACCAGACAAGCCUCUACCACGCCGCAAAGGGGCUCAUGACCCUGCAGGCUCUGUAUGGGACCAUCCCCCAGAUCUUUGGGAAAGGGGAGUGUGCACGGCAAGUGGCCAAUAUGAUGAUCAGAAUGAAGAGAGAAUUUACAGGAAGCCAAAAUUCAAUAUUUCCUGUGUUUGAUAACCUCUUGCUGCUCGAUCGAAAUGUGGACUUGUUAACACCUCUAGCUACCCAGCUUACAUAUGAAGGGCUCAUUGAUGAAAUUUAUGGCAUUCAGAAUAGUUAUGUGAAGUUACCGCCAGAAAAAUUCACCCCUAAGAAGCAGGGUGAGAGUGGUAAGGAUCUUCCUACAGAAGCUAAGAAGCUGCAGCUGAACUCUGCGGAGGAGCUGUAUGCCGAGAUCCGAGAUAAGAACUUCAACGCCGUGGGCUCCGUGCUAAGCAAGAAAGCAAAAGUCAUUUCAGCAGCCUUUGAGGAGAGGCACAACGCUAAAACGGUUGGGGAGAUCAAGCAGUUUGUUUCCCAGCUGCCCCAUAUGCAGGCUGCAAGGGGCUCCCUCGCAAACCACACGUCCAUCGCCGAGUUAAUCAAAGAUGUGACCACUUCUGAAGACUUCUUUGAUAAAUUAACAGUGGAGCAGGAGUUUAUGUCUGGAAUAGACACUGAUAAGAUCAACAACUACAUUGAGGAUUGUAUCGCCCAAAAGCACCCCUUGAUCAAGGUGUUGAGACUUGUUUGCCUCCAGUCCGUGUGUAACAGUGGACUCAAACAAAAAGUUUUGGACUAUUACAAGAGAGAAAUUCUCCAGACCUACGGCUAUGAACACAUCCUGACCUUGUACAACCUUGAGAAAGCUGGACUCCUGCGACCGCAGACAGGGGGCCGGAACAAUUACCCGACAAUUCGCAAAACAUUGCGGCUCUGGAUGGACGAUGUCAACGAACAAAAUCCCACUGACAUUUCCUACGUGUACAGUGGCUACGCCCCUCUCAGUGUGCGGCUGGCCCAGCUACUCUCCCGGCCUGGCUGGCGGAGCAUUGAAGAAGUACUCCGCAUCCUCCCCGGACCACACUUUGAGGAACGGCAGCCUUUGCCCACUGGCCUUCAAAAGAAACGUCAGCCUGGAGAAAACCGAGUCACUCUGAUCUUUUUCCUUGGAGGCGUGACCUAUGCAGAAAUUGCUGCUCUGCGGUUUCUCUCCCAGCUGGAGGAUGGUGGUACUGAAUAUGUCGUCGCCACCACUAAACUAAUGAAUGGAGCCAGCUGGAUAGAGUCUCUAAUGGAAAAGCCUGUCUAG